AUCGGUCCAAUCAGCUGUGAAGUUACUCGGACUCCGCCACAACAAAACAAGCGUCAAGAUAAUCCCUGAAAACAUUACUACAUGAUUUGCGAGAGUUUAUUGUGAGGACUUUUUAAAUUACUCUUUAUCUGUAUCUUAAGUUUUUUCCCCAAAAAGAAUUAGGGACUUUUGUUUAAAAAUUCAACUCAAGUAGAGACGAUUUGAGGGCUCAGCAGCCACUAGCAAACGUUAGCAUCAUUAGAAGCAGUCCGGAUAAAAGUUCACUUUAAAAUAAAUUGUAGGACUUUAUUAUACUGUAGACAAAAUUGCAUGAUAUUGAAAGCCGUUUUGGGUAUACAUCGGUAAAGUAGUGAAAUUUCAGAUCUGAUGUAUUUACCUUUAUUGGUUCAUUUCCGUAAAAUUCAAGCUAGCCAAUCCAAGGUAGCUUAGCUGGUCCGUGAACGACAACAGCCACCAAACUGGAACACACAUUGGACUUAGUUGGGUUCAAAUCGGGUCCGGCAGGUUCGCUGACCCCUCAGAAAAAGAUGAAGAAGAGGAAGGAGCUGAAUGCCUUGAUCGGACUCGGGGACAGUAAGAGAAAAAAGACCAAAAAGGGGUCCGGUCACAGACUUCUUCGUACCGAACCACCGGGUUCAGAGUCCGAUUCGAGUUCAGAAGACGACUUCAAUCAUCUGAACAGCGGAGCUAACUUUGGAAAGAGAAAUUACAGUCAGUGCUGCAACGUGUGCUACCCUUUGUUUCUGUUUAUCAUCCUUGCUGCUUGUGUCAUGGCCUGUGCUGGACUCAUAUGGAUGCAGAUUGCUUUGAAAGAAGAUCUGGACUCCAUGAAAGAGAAGCUGCACAGCAUGGAAUCCACCCAGAAACUGUCAUCAAGUGAAAUCCUAAAAUUAAACGAGGACCUGAAGAACAAGGAGAAAAAGCUGGAAAACAUUGAGAAUGGAGACAACGGGUUAAACAAGCUGUGGUCUAACCUAACAGAAAUGAACCGAAAGAUCAGUGUGCUGGACUCUGCUGUUUCCCAUUUGAAGGCCAACCUGAAAUCAGCUGCUGAUUUAAUCAGCCUUCCCACAACCGUGGAAGAGCUUCAGAAGAGUGUUGCAACAAUUGGCAGCACACUAACCAGUGUGCAACAUGAUGUGAAGACUAUGCAGACUGCUCUUGAAAGUCAGAAGAAUGAGGACACCAUGGAGAAGACUGUGGACAUAACGGAUCUUAGAAAAGUCAUGACUGAAGUUAAUAAGACAGAGGAGAAGCGCCACACUUGGACCGAUGAGCAGAUCCACCUCCUCCUGUCUACUGUGGCAGAACUUCAUCAGAGAGUGGCCUUUCUGGAGAACGGGUCCGAACGCAGCGUGCAGAAUAAUGGAACAGAAACUUCACCAGAAUUUAGCCAACCUUCAGACAACAGGAUGCUAAAGGAUGCUCCUACAACCACAGCAUCUCCUGAGUCCGCUUCACCACUGCUGACGACGAGCAGACGGCCUCGCUUUUUAACUGUACCCCGGCACAAGAGGAAUGCGGGGGUAAAAUGUUCAAGGAGGGUGUCCCUGCGAGGUGUCAGUUCUCUGAAAGAUUUAGAAGACCUGUUUGAGCGAGCCGCUGCAGAGCCUCAUUCUCCCGGUCUUACCUACAACGACCUGAAGGAAGUGUUGCAGACGUCGGCUCCCAGCGAACGCACCAUGGAGUGCUUCGACAGCAACGGGGACAAGAUGUAUUCCCUGACAGAGCUGAGAGUGGCCGUGGGUUUUUAAGCACACAUUCUAUCAGCAGUGAACAGUAUUGAAACCCAGACAGGUCUGGAGGGCUGCAAGUUUUUUUUUCUGAAGUUGCUGCAUUUUAUUUUGUGAAUUGGAUUUUUGUCAUGCUGAAUGGGGGGGGGGCAGUGCUGAUCUGCUCAAUCCUUCUAUCCUAAGUUCCAUUUUAUCUUUUCAUCCACCACAAAACAUUACCAAAUAUUUAACUGUAGUGUUAGGAAGUCAUGUCUGCUUCUUGUUUAAUCGAAUUCUGCUUAUUUUUAGAGAUGCCUGGAGUCCAUUUUUCCACCUUCAGUGUCCGACUUUUAUCCAUGUACUCCUGUUUUUGUCAUCUGGAUGUAAUGAUUUAGUGUUUUUCUAUAGUAGGAUAGAACAUAACUGCCAGUUUAUGGAGAUGCUCCUCACCUAUUCACACAACUAUGCGGUCCUGCUAACCUGAAUCUUUAGAUCUGUAUUUUGAAUGUUUACAAAUGACUACUAGAAACACAGUUUUUGUCAGACCUCUGGUGUUUUUAUACCUUUUCCUUGUUGAUCUUAAAUAUGAACUUUUAUGCUCUUUCUUAAGAUGUGACAUGCAUAUUUUCCUAAGUUACAACUGGGAUCAAGUAUUUAGUCUGCGUCCUUCUCUUUGUACUUUUUCCUGUUUCAUAUUUGAAGGGCUAUACUCGCUUUGAAUCUUUGAGGUGCAUCCGUGUGAGGCAGAUUAAGCAAUAAAAAUGUAGUUUAGGCAGAAAGCACACCUAACUUGCAGUAACAGGUAGUAUAAGAAGCACUGACCAUCACCUGUUAGGCGUUUGAAUACAAAACUAUCCUGGUUCCUUUUGAGCUUUGUAAAAAUGUAUAUUCCCUUGUAAAAUGAGUUAAAUUGAAAGUUUAAUCAUUUGUAUUUUACUUUGCAUGUUGCUUCUUGUGUGACAUGAAACAUUUGGAAAUUUUAAAGUGUGUAAUGUUUUUUCCGUGAUAACUGACGAGUUCAUGCUGCUACUGUACAUGGGAGAUUUUAUGAAUGUUUUGUGUUUGAGCACCAAUAAAAGAAUGUUUAAGGUU
Messenger RNA from Oryzias latipes (Japanese medaka), 2804 nucleotides. It is a transcript of the gene efcab14, whose product is annotated as EF-hand calcium binding domain 14. The record is from RefSeq and is a predicted model, not a curated record. NCBI's taxonomy places the organism in Eukaryota, Metazoa, Chordata, Actinopteri, Beloniformes, Adrianichthyidae.